AUGCUCAAACAUACACUCACCUCUCUGGCCCUCUUCGCGGCAGGAGCCUUCACGGCCACAACCAGUCCCGGCUACUCAUGGGACAUCCCUUCGACCGUCAGCGGGGACUCACUCUCGUUCGGAGAACAUUACGCGGUGUUAAAUCUCGAUCUGAUCGAUAUUGUGGUCUCAUAUGUGAACACUACUACCGCGGGAGCGAGCUGGAUCAAUAACACGGCGCGGUGGAUUGACGCCGUUCACCAGCAGUCGCCCCCGCCAUUGAGCAUCUUCACCCGGAUCUACUUCGCCAACACGCAGCGACCCGAAAUCAACGCCAACGACCCUUUUGCAGAGGCCGUGUCCCUCCUGGGCAACAUCACCGAGUCGAGCCCCGCGGGACAGAUCUACCCUGCCUUCCGGCCUCGGGAUAACUGGGACGUGGUGUUGCAGAAGGUGCGGUACUACGCCGGUGCAGGCAACUCGCUAGAGGAGAUUCUCGCGAGCCAGAAGAUCGACACGGUGAUUCUGUCUGGGAUUCGCACGUCGGGGGUGGUGUUGAACACCGCUCUUCGUCUCUUUGAUCUCAAUUACAAGGUAUAUGUUAUUUCGAACAAUACCAUCGAAACACCCUCGACCUACGCAUCCCAGAUCCAGCAGACGAUCUUGCAGGGCAUCCUGCCCGCCAAUCCUAUCGACGUCAUCACGAUCGAGCAGGCCAUCGCCGCGUUGAAUCGGUCGGGUCCGGCUGUAUACUAGUUCCGACUCAUUUUGUAUCGGCGGACGGCUAAUGGGGUUGGGCGUCUAGUGGCAUACACUGUAUACAAUAGAGCAGACAUGGUUUUAGAUGAUGCUCGAUGAUUCCAGAUAGUAACCUGAGUCUAGACCGGAGGCUUCUCCUCGAGGGUAUUUGUAAGAGACAUCACGACAUUCGGAAAUAUGCAUAGGCGGCGUGAUAAUAAAAGCAGUCCAAGAUACUCCGUAACUUCCCGGAAAAGGGGGGAAGCUCAAUCAGGAAAACAAAAAAAAA
Messenger RNA from Aspergillus aculeatinus CBS 121060, 1006 nucleotides. RefSeq names its product cysteine hydrolase family protein. The transcript is spliced from 4 exons. Lineage: Eukaryota; Fungi; Ascomycota; Eurotiomycetes; Eurotiales; Aspergillaceae. The record is from RefSeq and is a predicted model, not a curated record. The coding region runs from base 1 to 735 and encodes 244 amino acids.